Telopea speciosissima is the source of this 1499-nucleotide messenger RNA. Its product is annotated as 7-deoxyloganetin glucosyltransferase-like. The transcript has 2 exons. Gene Ontology annotation, molecular function: UDP-glycosyltransferase activity. The record is from RefSeq and is a predicted model, not a curated record. Bases 11 to 1468 code for a protein of 485 amino acids. Lineage: Eukaryota; Viridiplantae; Streptophyta; Magnoliopsida; Proteales; Proteaceae.
AGAGAGAGAUAUGGAAUCUGUUGCGGUGAGGGAAGACAGGAAGCCUCACGCAGUUUGCAUCCCAUACCCAGCACAGGGCCACGUUAAGCCAAUGCUAAAGGUUGCAAAGCUUCUUCAUCACAGAGGCUUCCACAUCAGCUUCGUCAAUAGCGAAUUCAAUCACAAACGCUUACUCAAGUCAAGGGGUCCGGACUCUCUCAAGGGAUUACCUGAUUUCCAAUUCUAUACAAUCCCAGAUGGUCUCCCACCUUCGGACAUGGACGCCACCCAAGACAUCCCUUCCCUUUGUCAUUCCACCAGCAAGACCUGUUUGGUCCCUUUCCGCAACCUUCUCUCCAAACUCAACACCACACCUGACGUCCCUUCGGUCACUUGCAUAGUCUCUGAUGGUGUCAUGAGCUUCACUCUUCAAGCUGCUAACGAAAUUAGAAUCCCUGAAGUAUUGUUCUGGACUCCCAGCGCCUGCGGCUUCUUGGCCUACAUGCACUAUCCUCAUUUCAUGGAAAGAGGCCUUACACCUCUCAAAGAUGCUAGUUACUUGACAAAUGGCUACUUAGACACCCCAAUUGAUUGGAUCCCUGGAAUGAAAGACAUCCGAUUCAGAGAUAUUCCAAGUUUCGUUCGAACUACGGAUCCAAACGAUAUCAUGCUCGACUUUGCCAAGGGAGAAGUAGGGACAACUCCAAAAGCUGCAGCGGUUAUUUUAAACACCUUCGAUGCCCUGGAGCAGGACGUCUUGAAUGCACUCUCUGCAAUCUUACCUCGCGUUUACAGCAUCGGUCCUCUCCAUAUGCUGUUGAACCAGAUUCAAGACGACGACGAUGGUUUGAAGUCGAUCGGGUCCAAUCUGUGGAGAGAAGAACCGGAGUGUCUCGAUUGGCUCAAUACCAAAGAACCCGGUUCAGUGGUUUACGUGAACUUUGGGAGCAUCACGGUAAUGACGCCUCAGCAACUAGUGGAGUUCGCAUGGGGGCUCGCUAAUAGCGACCAAACCUUUUUGUGGAUCAUAAGACCUGAUCUGGUAGUGGGAGACUCGGCCGUGUUGCCGCCGGACUUUUUGACUCUUACCAAAGAGAGGGGCAUUCUGGCGGGUUGGUGCCCACAGGAGGAAGUGCUCAACCACCCAGCCGUGGGUGGUUUCUUGACGCACAGUGGUUGGAACUCCACAUUGGAGAGCAUAUCCAGUGGAGUGCCACUGGUGUGUUGGCCGUUCUUUGCCGAGCAGCAGACAAACUGCCGGUAUUCAUUCGUUCAUUGGGGGAUUGGGGAUGAGAUCGACAACAACGUGAAGAGGGAAGACGUUGAGAGGCUUGUGAGGGACUUGAUGAUGGGUGAAAGGGGAAAGGAGACUAAGGCCAAGGCCAUGGAAUGGAAGAAGAGAGCAGAGGAGGCCAUUGCUCCUGGUGGGUCUUCCCACGUCAAUUUCCACAACAUGGUGAAUCAGCUGCUUCUCUCCAACCCUCAUUGACUUAAAACCUCGCCCGUCCCAAUCGUUUGUU